AUGAUGUUGAACCAAACCACCAACAAGAUUCUGAAGCUUCUGUGGACACAAGGUGUGUGGAAGAUGUAUGGUUCCAUGCCGAGGGACUUUUGUGAUGAGUAUGGUGCUGUUGGUCCUAAUGCGAAAUGUGACAUGACUGAGUCUCCAAAUGUUUGUGAAUGUUUGAGAGGGUAUAGGCCUAAGUCACCAGAAGAAUGGAUCAGAACAAAUUACGAAGGAGGUUGCUUGCACGACAAGAAUCUGAAUUGCAAAAGCGAUGGGUUUAUCAAGUGUGUUAAGAUGAAAUUCCCUGAUACUGAGAAUUGUUGGUACUUGAAUCAGAGUAUGAACUUGGUUGAGUGCACAGACAAGUGCUUGCGGAAUUGUUCUUGUAUGGCUUAUGCGAAUUCGGAUAUUCGAGGAGAAGGCAAUGGUUGUGCUUUGUGGUUUGGUGAUCUUAAUGAUUUGAGAGUUCAACCAGAUGCAGGGCAAGAUCUUUAUGUUAGAGUCCCUUCUUCAGACUUGCUCCUAGUUCUCUACUUCACUUGCAUAGGAGGAAGAAGUGCCAAGGCAAAAGAGAAUUUAGCAAUGAUGGAUAGUUUCAUUGAAGAACAAGACGGGCAUCUAGAACUUCCAUUGUUUGAUCUAUCUAGUUUAGCUAAUGCUACUGGUAACUUUUCAGUAAAAAACAAGGUUGGAGAAGGUGGUUUUGGACCUGUAUACAAGGGAUUAUUGAAAAAUGGGCAAGAAAUUGCUAUUAAAAGACUUUGUAGAGGUUCUGUACAAGGGCUUAAAGAAUUCAAAAAUGAAAUUGCAUUGAUUGUUAAACUUCAACAUCGUAAUCUUGUGAAACUUCAUGGAUGUUGCAUUCACAAUGAAGAGAAAAUGCUUGCAUGGGACUUGUGGACUAAAGAAAAGCCUCUAGAAAUUGUUGAUGAUAUCCUAAUAGAGUCUUGUAACCUCUCUCAAGUAUUGAGGUGCAUUCAGAUCAGUCUUCUCUGUUUGGAGCAACAUCCAUAUGAUAAACUAGACAUGUCAUCAGUGAUUAUGAUGUUUGGAAGUGAAAUUGCCUUGCCUAAGCCAAAACAACCUACUUUAUUUAUUGGAGAAUAUGCAUAUCAAUAUGAUUCUGCCAACGAAUUAAGUAUCGAAGUCCUAGAAUCGAGAUGA
Molecule: messenger RNA, 1149 nt
Organism: Arachis duranensis
Lineage: Eukaryota; Viridiplantae; Streptophyta; Magnoliopsida; Fabales; Fabaceae
Product: G-type lectin S-receptor-like serine/threonine-protein kinase At4g27290
Exons: 5
Coding region: 1-1149 (382 amino acids)
Biological process (GO): recognition of pollen; protein phosphorylation
Molecular function (GO): ATP binding; protein tyrosine kinase activity
Source: RefSeq, a predicted model, not a curated record